AUGAUCCGCGAGGCCAUCGAAGGCGCGUUGAGGACGAACGGCAAGUUCACCGGCGAAGCUAUUGUACGAACGCCGUACAAGCCCGGCGGGGGCGGCGGCAAGGUGGCGGGUAAGGUUACAUUCCUGGUGUCGCCCAUUGAGGUGGCUCAGGAGGUGAUGGACCAGGCGCAGCGAGACGCGGAAGAGCUGUCCCGCCGUACAGUCCACCCGGCGCUCGUACAGGCACAAGGCCGCAGGUUUCAGUCCUUGGAUGUGCUAGGCCUCGGUCCGGGGGGUGCAGGGCGCUUGAAGUCUGACGGCGAGGGGGAAGAAGACGGGGAGGAGGCGGGGAGAGGGUUCUCUCGCAAGGGAAGCCGCCGCCUUGGCAGAGGCGGCGACGGCAAGUUCCUUCACGACUUCCGCCUUGACGAGGCGGAAACGGCAGCGACGGCGGCGGCGGCGGCGGACAACACUGUGAGCGCUGCAUGGCGGCGGGGCGGCCCCUCGCCAGCGCCGAAGUACCGUUAUCUUGUGGUAAGCGACCCGCGGGUCAAUAACGAGUCGGAUCACGACCCGAGCGACGAGGACGCUGAGCUGGCGGUGACGGCGCCGGCGGCGGGCGGGCCGCAGGAGGAGAUAUCGGACGGUGAGGAAACCGUUGAGGAGGGAGAGGAAGAGGCCGAGCCUGUACGGCGGCAACAGUACGACUACCGACUGCGAUUGGAUCCUGCUAAGAGCGUCGGGGGCAUGGCGGGCGCGUUACUCCAGGCACUGUCGCGCCAUCUCGUGGUUCUCAGCGAGGUGGUGGGCCCAGACGACUUGUACCAGGCGGUCAAGGUGGUGGCCACGGCAAGAGGCUUUCUCCAGCAGCAGCAGCAGCAGCAGCGGAGCAGAGAACCGCAGAGCGCAACAGCUGACGGCGACGGCGCCGCCAACGUCGGCGGGCGGUACGGCACCCAGUUGGGCGCCCUAAGGCAGCCGCCGCAGCAGCAGCGGGGGGGAAAGGGGGUGAUGAAGUCAUUGAAGGACAAGCCAGAGCCGGAGCCGGCAUCCGGCGGCGAGUUAGCGCUGCAGGUCCUGCUUCCUAAACAGCCAUACAUUCGGUCGGGUGGGUACGGCAGCAAGUACGGCAGCAGCGGCGGCAAUGGCAAUCCCAGCGGUGACAUGGAGCGGCAGCGCGUGUGGCGGCUGUAUUCGCAUCGAGUGCCCAUUGUCGCUUUGGCGGGCGUUGUUCCGGCAUCGGAGGCGCAUGUACGGCUGUACGUCAACCGUACGACGGAUGCGAGAGAGCUGGCGGACCGUUUGGGUCCCGCGGUGGUUCGUGAGGGUCAAGUGGUGCUCUUAGCUGCAGGCCGCGAUGCUUUGGUGGUAGCGCUGGCGGCCGUUGUUCGCACGCGCAGCUGGCUGGCUGCGACAAGCAACAAUGCUACACCGAUGACGGCAACAGCUGUAGCAACUGGUGGUUUCGGAGCUGAUCUAGACGUGGCCGUGUACCCUUCCUGGUGUGGCGGCGCGGAGGGAGGGGAGGGGACUACGGGGCCCCCGGGGGGGAGGGAGGGCAAGGACGGAGGCGGGGAUGUGUUUCGGAUGUUGGAGCUGCUGGUGCGGCUGUGCCGGGGCUGCCGUCCCGACGUACGGGUGAUGGGGACGGAUGAGUUGCUGCCGCCUGUCGCAUGA
This is a messenger RNA of Volvox carteri f. nagariensis, 1656 nucleotides long. RefSeq lists its product as uncharacterized. Lineage: Eukaryota; Viridiplantae; Chlorophyta; Chlorophyceae; Chlamydomonadales; Volvocaceae. The record is from RefSeq and is a predicted model, not a curated record. The transcript has 4 exons. The coding region runs from base 1 to 1656 and encodes 551 amino acids. Gene Ontology annotation, molecular function: nucleic acid binding.